This is a messenger RNA of Scatophagus argus, 1693 nucleotides long. RefSeq names its product cathepsin D (gene ctsd). Gene Ontology annotation, cellular component: lysosome. The transcript is spliced from 9 exons. Bases 112 to 1302 code for a protein of 396 amino acids. Gene Ontology annotation, molecular function: aspartic-type endopeptidase activity. Gene Ontology annotation, biological process: proteolysis. The record is from RefSeq and is a predicted model, not a curated record. NCBI's taxonomy places the organism in Eukaryota, Metazoa, Chordata, Actinopteri, Scatophagidae.
GACGGUGACUCCACUCCUCCAGUCAGCUGACAAAAGUCGGCGCUUUAACGACAACAAGUCGAAGUGCUCGGUCAUCGUGUCCAUGGUUGUUGUGAGUGUCCCACAGUUACAAUGAGGCUGUUAUUCCUGCUGGUUCUGGCGGCGUUGGCCCUGACGAACGAUGCACUCAUCCGAAUUCCCUUAAAGAAAUUCCGUUCUAUCAGACGCGAGUUGACCGACUCAGGAAGAACAGCAGAGCAGCUUCUGGCCGACAAACACUCCCUGAAGUACAACUACGGCUUCCCCACCAGCGGUGCACCCACUCCAGAAACCCUGAAGAACUACCUUGACGCCCAGUAUUAUGGAGAGAUUGGCCUGGGUACCCCUCCUCAGCCCUUCACUGUGGUGUUUGACACGGGCUCCUCCAACCUGUGGGUGCCCUCUGUUCACUGCUCCAUCCUGGACAUCGCGUGCUGGCUUCACCACAAAUAUAAUUCUGCCAAGUCCAGCACAUACGUGAAGAACGGCACUGCCUUCGCCAUCCAGUAUGGAAGUGGCAGUUUGUCAGGCUUCCUCAGUCAGGACACAUGCACUAUUGGAGACAUAUCAGUGGACAAACAGCUUUUCGGGGAAGCCACCAAGCAGCCCGGCGUGACCUUCGUCGCAGCCAAGUUUGAUGGGAUCCUCGGCAUGGCCUACCCACGCAUCUCUGUGGAUGGCGUGGUUCCCGUCUUUGACAACAUCAUGAGCCAGAAGAAGGUGGAGAAGAAUGUCUUCUCGUUCUACCUGAACAGGAACCCGGAGUCCGAGCCCGGCGGCGAGCUGCUGCUGGGAGGAGCCGACCCCAAAUACUACACUGGUGACUUCCACUACGUUAACAUCACCCGCCAGGCCUACUGGCAGAUCCACAUGGACGGGAUGACAGUGGGCAGCCAGCUGACCCUGUGUAAGAGCGGCUGUGAGGCCAUCGUGGACACGGGGACGUCGAUGAUCACUGGUCCGUCGGCGGAGGUCCGGUCUCUGCAGAAGGCCAUCGGAGCCACUCCGCUCAUCCAGGGAGAGUACAUGGUGAACUGUGAUAAGAUCCCAUCUCUGCCUGUCAUCACCUUCAACGUGGGCGGGCGGGCCUACGCGCUGACCGGAGAGCAGUACGUCCUCAAGGUGAGUCAGGCUGGGAAGACCAUGUGUCUGAGCGGCUUCAUGGGCCUGGACAUCCCUCCCCCCGCCGGGCCCCUGUGGAUUCUGGGAGAUGUUUUCAUCGGCCAGUACUACACCGUCUUUGAUCGAGAGAACAACAGGGUGGGCUUUGCCAAGUCCAAGUAAGCACAUCCUGCACAAGAGCCGCAUCCAAGUGCAAAGCUAAAAAAAAAAUAAGUUUCAGCAGCGAAAACAAAACUGCGCUGCACGUUUUCUGUUGCUUUGCAAUCAAACGAUAUUUAGCAAUAGACUUUGUGUAGAGCCUAAAUGCACUGAUCUGAAUGUGUACGAUUUGCGUGUGUGGAACAGAUUGAAGAUUCGCUCAGUUGUGUGUACCUGAUCAGGGAUCAGUUGGUUGUAUUAGUGCCGCUCUUUUUAAACAUCUAAGUGAUCCUUUUGGUUUUUUUUUUAAUCAGGGGUUAAUUUUAAACAGAACACUUUUAAUUUGUUUUAGGAGGAGUUUGUUCCUCUGCUACGGACUUUGAGAUGUAUCUGAAAUAAACUGUUUUUAAAACGA